UCACAUCAAGCGGGAAGCAGGCUAGCAACAGCAAGCGGGCUAGGUAAAUAAGCAAAGGGCUAGCAGGCUGGCUAAAUAAAACGCCGCCCAGGACUUCAAGAUGCCUCGGGAAAUCAUAACUCUACAACUUGGACAGUGCGGGAACCAAAUCGGCUUUGAGUUUUGGAAGCAACUGUGUGCAGAGCAUGGCAUCAGUCCAGAGGGCAUCGUCGAGGAAUUUGCCACCGAAGGGACCGACAGGAAGGAUGUUUUCUUCUAUCAGGCCGAUGACGAGCACUACAUCCCCCGUGCAGUCCUCCUGGAUCUGGAGCCUCGAGUGAUCCACUCCAUCCUCAAUUCUCCUUACGCCAACCUAUACAACCCCGAGAAUAUCUACCUGUCCGAGCAUGGCGGAGGGGCCGGGAACAACUGGGCCAGCGGGUACUCGCAGGGUAAAAAAAUCCAAGAGGACAUUUUUGACAUCAUUGACCGCGAGGCAGAUGGGAGCGACAGUCUGGAGGGAUUUGUCCUGUGUCAUUCCAUCGCUGGGGGGACAGGCUCCGGUCUGGGGUCGUACCUGCUGGAGAGGCUAAACGACAGGUACCCGAAGAAGCUGGUGCAGACCUACUCGGUCUUCCCCAACCAGGAUGAAAUGAGCGACGUGGUGGUGCAGCCGUACAACUCGCUGCUGACCCUCAAGAGGCUCACGCAGAAUGCCGAUUGCGUGGUGGUGCUGGACAACACGGCGCUGAAUCGCAUCGCCACAGACCGGCUGCACAUCCAGAACCCGUCCUUCUCGCAAAUCAACCAGCUGGUGUCUACCAUCAUGUCGGCGAGCACCACAACCCUGCGCUACCCGGGCUACAUGAACAACGACCUCAUCGGCCUCAUCGCCUCGCUCAUCCCCACGCCGCGCCUCCACUUUUUGAUGACGGGCUACACGCCGCUCACCACCGACCAGUCGGUGGCCAGCGUGAGGAAGACCACCGUGCUGGACGUGAUGAGGAGGCUCCUGCAGCCCAAGAACGUGAUGGUGUCCACGGGCAGAGAGCGCCAGCCCAACCAUUGUGAAACUGGACUUUUUUUUUUUUUUUUUUAUCAGGUGCACAAAAGCCUCCAGAGGAUCCGGGAGCGUAAACUGGCCAGUUUCAUCCCUUGGGGUCCUGCCAGCAUCCAGGUGGCAUUGUCCAGGAAGUCGCCGUAUCUGCCCUCCGCCCAUCGCGUCAGCGGCCUGAUGAUGGCCAACCACACCAGCAUCUCCUCCCUGUUCGAGCGGACGUGUCGGCAGUACGACAAGUUGCGCAAGCGCGAGGCCUUCCUGGAGCAGUUCCGCAAGGAGGAUAUCUUCCAGGACAACUUCGACGAGCUGGACAACUCGCGCGAGGUGGUGCAGCAGCUGGUGGAUGAGUACAGCGCCGCCACGAGGCCCGACUACAUCUCCUGGGGAACGCAGGAGCAGUGAACGGACAAACACAACAGAUGAAAUGACUCCAAUUAAGUGUUCGAUUCUGUCUUUUCCAGCACUGACAUACAACUGAUUGCCCUCUUUUUUUUUUUGCCCUUAUUUUCAUGCUUUGUGCGCUUCCCAGUAAACCGUCCCGCGAAGCCUGGCCUUGACGCAGUGCAUGAUGGGUAACCGCAAUCAGAGGCAGCAUCUGGUUACGUGCGAAAAGUGUUGAACGAAAGCAUACCAUCCUUUUGGCUGGAAAGUGGCAUUUUAAAAGAUCAAAUCAGGUUCUGCACUGACAAAAGAACUGAAGACACUUAAUGGACAUUUCAUUAGGUACAGUACAAAAUGGCCACAUGUCAAAAGAUGAUGAUGUCGAUGCUUGCUUUUUGACUUUUGCUGUCAGAAAAGUCGUUCACGUCGUUUAGCUAAUGUUUACCAGAGCGAGAGUUUGCGAAAUGUUUCCUGUUACGUUGCUUGUUGGGCCUAUUUAAAAAAAAUAUAAUACAUUUUCGA
Hippocampus comes (tiger tail seahorse) is the source of this 1942-nucleotide messenger RNA. RefSeq names its product tubulin, gamma 1 (gene tubg1). Gene Ontology annotation, biological process: cytoplasmic microtubule organization; microtubule nucleation. Bases 101 to 1441 code for a protein of 446 amino acids. NCBI's taxonomy places the organism in Eukaryota, Metazoa, Chordata, Actinopteri, Syngnathiformes, Syngnathidae. Gene Ontology annotation, cellular component: microtubule; gamma-tubulin complex. The record is from RefSeq and is a predicted model, not a curated record. The transcript has 11 exons. Gene Ontology annotation, molecular function: GTP binding.